UUUUGCACACAACAGGAAAUAAAUAUUUGUUAGAGGCGACUCUUUUUUUUUUUUAACAGACUAGACACAUGACACUUUAACAGUCUUUCACUCACACUGUAGCCACCGGAAGAGAGACAGUGAGGAAGACCUGCCAACGUUCUCGGUUCGAGCCAAACAUCAGAGCUAUAAAGCAGCCAAGUUAUACAGCAGAGAAUCUCCAUUUACUGGGUUUUGGAAAGUGAGCCAUAUAUUGCUGUACCUUAUGGAUUCCCAUCGUAGCUCCUAUUUCCCCGCCCGUUCCGUGCUGUUCCGGAAGGAAGCGAAUGGAGUGACGUACCGCAUACCUGCUCUGAUCUUCUUGCAGCACUCCUCCUGCUUCCUGGCCUUCUGUGAGGAGAGAAUCAGUCCUGCAGAUUCCCAGGCUCACCUGCUUGUCAUGCGCAAGGGCACCUUCUACAGGACCUAUGUAGAGUGGGAAGACAUGCGAGUCAUUAGCACGGCUGUUCUGAAAGGUCACCGUUCAAUGAACCCGUGUCCCGUGUACGACUCCUUCACCGGGACAAUUUUCCUCUUCUUCAUCGCGGUGCUCGGUCACACCACAGAGUCAUAUCAGCUGGUGACAGGCAUCAAUGUCACUAGGCUAUGCUACGUGUACAGUCAGGACAAUGGGGAGACCUGGAGUCCUGCCACUGACCUCACUAAGACGGUCAUAGGAGACACAAUUAAAGUGUGGGCUACCUUCGCUCUCGGCCCAGGUCAUGGGAUCCAGUUAAAGUCUGGCCGUCUGCUGAUCCCAGCCUACACCUACUACAUUGACUGCAAGCAGUGCUUCGGAAAGAUGACUAAAACCACUCCGCACUCCUUCUGCUUCUACAGCGACACACAUGGCAGGACAUGGCAUUUUGGUGAAACCGUGCCAGAGCCUGAAUGCGUGGAGUGUCAGCUGGUCUCAGUGGACGAAGAGGACGGGACCAACGUGCUCUACCUUAAUGGCCGCAGUGCCCUCGGCUCCCGUGUUCAGGCCCUCAGUUUUGAUAAUGGUACCAUUUUCCAAAGAGGACAACUGGUGCACAAGCUUGUGGAGCCUAGAAAUGGCUGUCAUGGGAGUGUGAUCGGCUUUCCAGCACCUUUCAACCUCCUCCAGAAGUCCGAUUUGGGUGAAGUCCAAUCAUCUUCCACUGCAGCAAGCCCAUCUGAGAAGUUUUUAGCACCAACCUGGGUGGUGUAUGGACAUCCAACCUGGCCCAAGGCUCGCCAGGAUCUUGGCUUGUACCUCAACGUGCGGCCCCGUGACCCGGACAGCUGGACAGGACCGUGGGUCAUCUACGAGGGUCCGAGUGCAUACUCGGACCUGGCUUAUAUGGAGGUGGCAUCUACAGACGAAUCACCGGUUCCUGUUUUUGCCUGUUUAUUUGAAAACGGCACAAGGACAGCAUUUGAUGAGAUUUCAUUUUGCAUAUUUACAUUGUUUGAGCUUAUUAACAACCUCCCCCAGGUCCUACCUCGUCUGAGUAGUGUAAAAUCAGCAGAGAAAAAGAGGAGGAGGAGGAAGAAGAACGUGGGUCAAAUUUGUAGAGUGUGUUAACCGCAGAAUAUAAACAAACUCGAAAUUCCAUUUGUUUUCCUGUCCUAAGAAAAGAACCAAAAAUAUGUUGAACCUGCAGAAUAGAAAUCUAUAGAUAUUUGUCAAGCUCCAUCACUAAUGUUCAUAUACAUAUAUGUCUGUAUGGUGCUAAUUAGCAUUGUAGCGCAAAUAAACUGAGUGAAUUGAAUUUGAUGGACUUGCAUGGGAAUUGAUCCAAACAGUGUAAUAGUUUUUCCUUCAAGAACUUAAUUCUUGUUUUUGUCAUUUAAUGCUAACAUUCAUGUUCAAAAACUCAAGGCCCAUCUCUCUUUUUAUCUGUUCCUCAGUCUGUCUAUUUUUAACAAACACAAUAUCUCAUGAGCGUCCGGUUGAACAUUUACAUGGAGGAUGUUGUAAUUGAUCCAAACUGGAUCGAGGUCAAAUGUCUAAAAUAAGCCUUUCUUCAAUAGCUUACUUUU
Hemibagrus wyckioides is the source of this 2025-nucleotide messenger RNA. It is a transcript of the gene neu4, whose product is annotated as sialidase 4. The transcript has 4 exons. Gene Ontology annotation, cellular component: cytoplasm; membrane; lysosome. The record is from RefSeq and is a predicted model, not a curated record. Gene Ontology annotation, biological process: ganglioside catabolic process; oligosaccharide catabolic process. The coding region runs from base 245 to 1567 and encodes 440 amino acids. NCBI's taxonomy places the organism in Eukaryota, Metazoa, Chordata, Actinopteri, Siluriformes, Bagridae. Gene Ontology annotation, molecular function: exo-alpha-sialidase activity.